Messenger RNA from Alligator sinensis (Chinese alligator), 5859 nucleotides. RefSeq names its product myotubularin related protein 11 (gene MTMR11). The transcript is spliced from 17 exons. NCBI's taxonomy places the organism in Eukaryota, Metazoa, Chordata, Crocodylia, Alligatoridae. Bases 1080 to 3266 code for a protein of 728 amino acids. The record is from RefSeq and is a predicted model, not a curated record.
UGGGUGGGUCAGGAACCCAAGGGGGGUGAGACUGCACCCUCUCGGAUCUGCCCCUGGGUAUCAGGUCCCCUCAUGCUGGUGUGACCGCAUUACGCUGCGCCACUGCAACAGAUAAAGGAGCUCGGGCGUGAGCAAGUUUGUGCCUCGCUGAUGUUGUUGGUCUAUAUCUGUCCCCAAUCUCAUGUACCAGGAGUGGCCCCAUGGGUGGGGACAGAGGGGAAAGGGGCAGCUUUGUGGUUGUAUGGGUGCAGCAUAGAAGAGGCCUGCUGUGUAUAGAGCGGCUUGCUCAUCCCUGGCUGCUUGGCAGCCCAGUUUCACAGCCCUAAAGGGAGGAGAAUCAUCUCCCUUUGCACCGUACAUGCACAGCAGGGCCCUGGUCUUUGCUGGGGUCUCUAAUGGUUACAGCAAGAUACAUUAUAUUAUAUAGGGCUGGUGAAAUGAAGCUGAUUGUGGGGUGGAGGCUGGCAGGUGACAUGGAUAGCCCAUGGGACUGGGGUAUGGAUGAGAUGAGGGUGAGAAGGGAGGAGGUUUCCCCUGUCCAGUCCAUUUCAGACUGGAUAUGGGGACACAACCCCAUUCCUGAUGUGCUGGUUUCAGCCCCGCCUCGAUAUGAGGAGAAACUGGACCUGGGAGCGGGGGUCUCCUGGGGGGCUGAGCUGGUGGCAGCUCCAUGUAUGUCUGGAGCCUGCUGAUCCAUGCAUCCCCAUCUGCGACCUCGCAGCUGCUCCCCAGAUCAGGGCUGCAUAAGUCAGCCCCCGCCCCCUUCCCAACUGAUGCAGCUGUGUGGUGCAGUGGUUAGCAUGCAUCAGGCCUCAGUUUCUCCACUCACGGACUGCAUCAGAGAGGCCAAAGCGACUUGCCGGCAGGCACAGAAGGGAAUCGGACAGCGAGGCUAGAUGUGGGGGAGGGAGAGGGCGGUGGGCUGGCUCCCAGCCCUGUGCCCAGACCACCCUGUGCCCUGAGUGUCAGCACCUCGCACCAUUCCCACAGCCAUCAGGUCGCCCCUCCACACUGCAAGCCUGCAGACCUUGGCCUGCUUCACUAAGUAAGGUGGAAGUAUGCAUUGGGGAAACUGAGGCAUGGACCUCCUCAUGGCCCUCCAGAACCUCCUGGUCAUUGCUAGCUCUAUCCUGGGAAGGGCAGGAUUAAACCCCACUAACCCUGGCCUCUUUCUCCCCCCCACCCGGCAGCCCAGAGGUCCAAAGUUCUCCAACGCCAAGAGGAACAGGCCCUGCCAGGCUUUCCCCGGGAUCCCAGGCGAGUUUGUGCUGGAAGCAGCACCCGGCGUGCGGAGGAGCCUCGGUGCCAGCCUCGGGUUUGACUCUAUCCCGGGUACUCUGUUCUGCACCAACCAGAGGGUUGCUUUUGUGCCGGACGUGCCCCCCGGGGCCAAGGCACGUCCACGCUGCUCCUUCCUGCACAGCGAAUACGACGUGGCCCUACCUUGCAUCGGGAAGCUCGUAGCAGCCAGCAGCGUGUCCAAGGCCAAGGUGCUGACAGCCAGCUCCAGCCUCAAGUUCAUGCCCGAGGAGCUGGUCCUGUACUGCAGGGACUUCCGCGUGCUGCAUUUCCGCUUCCCCGAGAGUGGGCUGGAGCCGGGCGCCUUCCGGGUGACGAUGGCCAUCGCUCGGGCCCAGGAGAGUGACAGGGAUGUGGCAGCCUGGUCUGACCCCACCCAGCUGAGGAACCUGGAGAACGCCCAGCGGAGCCCCGAGGAGGAGGGGGAGGAAGAUCCGGCGCCCACGCUGCUCUUCAAGAGCCUCCAGGACUGGGAGCAGGAGCUGCGGCGCCUGGGGCCCGCAGGCUGGCGGGUCAGUGUGGCCAAUGAGCGCUUUGACAUGGCCACCAGCCUCCCCCGGUACCUCUGGGUGCCUGGCCAGCUGCUGGACAACGAACUCAAACGAGCCUUUGCCCACUUCAACCAGCGACGCAUCCCAAGGCUCUGCUGGCGGCACCCUGGGGGCAGUGACCUGCUGCGUGCUGCGAGCUUCCACGCUGCCUCGGACCCUGAGAAGGAGGACACAAGGGCAGUGGAGGCACUGCUGCUGGCUGGGCAUGCGCAGUGCGUGGUUGUGGACACAGUGACCGACUUGCCCAGCCCCACCGAGAUCCAGUUGGCCCAUGUGCGGCUCCGCACCCUCUGCUCGCCCGCCCCCGCCGUGGCUGAUGAGAAAUGGCUGUCUGGGCUGGAGGGGACCCACUGGUUGGACCACGUCAGGGCCUGCGUGAGGAAGGCUAGCGAUGUGGCUGCGCUGCUGGCAGAGAGGCGCUGCUCUGUUGUGCUACAAGAGUCGGACGACCGAGACCUCAACUGCCUGGUGGCCUCGCUGGUGCAGCUGCUGGCCGACCCCCACGCUCGCACCCAGCUGGGCUUCCAGAACCUGGUGCAGCGGGAGUGGGUGGCGGCCGGACAUCCCUUCGCCCAGCGCCUCAACCUCUGCCGGGAUGGCGACCGAGGCGAGGCUCCAGUGUUUCAGCUCUUCCUGGACUGCACCUGGCAGCUGCUGCGGCAGUUCCCAGCUGCCUUUGCCUUCACCGAGGCCUAUCUCCUGGCCCUGCACGACAGCAGCUACGUGCCUUUCUUCAGCACCUUCCUCUUCAGCUGCCAGUGGGAGUGGAGCCGUGGGGGCCAGCAUCGGGCCUCCAGCCAGCUGUACACACCUGUCAAUGGCUGGCGGGACGCCGCCAACCUGGAGAUCCUGCCGCAGGCCCCAGUGGGAGGGGGUGCCUGCCUGCCCCCUGUCUGGGCCUGGGCGCUGCACUACAGUGCCCAGCAGCGGGCGCAGUUCCAGAACCCCAUCUACACUAGGGCCAGUGAUGGGCACACGGCCCUGCCGGGCUGCAGCAAGCUGAAAGCCACCUUGUCUGAGACUGGGGCUGUGUUCCUCCUGGCCCGGGGGGGCUUGGCCCCGCAACCCCACCUCUUCCCCUGGAAGAACGGCUCGCUCGUCAAGAAGGGCCCGUGGCGGGUGCCAUCCUCGGACAGCCUCAGCGACCAGCGGGGCUGGCCCAGCAGCUGCCCUGCCUUGCCUGGGGGGGUCCUGGUGCCUGCCUGCACGGGGCCGGCGAUCCAGCUCUGGAGACGAUGCUACCCCCGUGGGAGCCCCGAGCGGCAGCGUGGCCUCUUCCCCGCAAUGUUCACCGACCUCACCGAGGAGCUGGAGUUGCUUCAAGAGUGUCUGAACGAUGGGCACUGGAGGGCCACGGCUCCCCCCAGCCCUGCGGAGUCGGAGGAGGCAGGAAGCCCCCUUUCCCCGUCCCGCUGAUGGUGACCACUGCUGGGAGAGGAUGUCAGGCAGCGGCUGGACUCACAUGACUGACUUCCCCGGCGUUCAGACCUGUCCACCUGCGUGUUGGCAAAGAGGCCAGUGCCCACAGGCUGCUGUGUGCAGCUCAUCUUGGAGACAGGCACCCGGAUACUGCUGGAUUUUCGGUCCCAGGCCUGGAACUUUGCCCAGCCCUUGGCAUCUACUGAGGGGUCGCAGAUAUGUUGCCCAGUUGUCCUGGUGACUGGGCAUCUCCCAGCGACAUGGCAGAGGAGACCCGCAUCUCCAGAACGAGCCCUAGAGAUGGAGCUCUCCCCUCGGUCCCAGAUCCACGGUCGUCCUGGCUCUGGGGACUGUGGAGGAGCCCUGCCCUGCUGCUAAUUAGCUGUCCCUUCCCUGCGGAUCGUGGGUGGGUCUGCAGCACCUUCCACCCACCAAGCCAGGCUGUUUCUGCUGGGUUUUCCCAGUUGGACCCCUCAAAGCAGGCACUAGUGAGGAAUCUUUGGGGUGGGAGGACUGGAAGACCCCUGUCUCCCCUGCCCUAGAGGCUCGGAUGCAUUGUAAGCUGCUGUGUUGUACAAGGGAGUAGGUUGGGGAGAGGGGGCGUGGUCUUUGCUGUAAUCCUGCUACCUCCAGAAGCACUUUUGAAGUCCCUGAGUUUUACUGUAAUGCACAAAAAAGCGUCCGGAAAUCCUGCUCGUGCAAACAGACACACAGUUGCACCACAUGGAAAGGCAAAAAAUGUGGCGUGUACAUGCACUCCCCCAAGUCCAGGUUGCGGCUGCUGCUUUCUUGCAGAGGGACAGCAGCCGGAUCUGGGAUUGUGAGACCAUCUCUUGCAGACUUUCUUCCUUGAGCUCUAGGCCCCGUUGCAUCAGCUGCCCAUCAGGCUGUUGCAUGGGCUGGUGUGGAUCCGGGACAUCUGCUCUGUCCCCCAUGGCCAGGAUCAGACUCGGCCCUGUGUUACCACCUGUUCUCUGCACUUACAAGCUUGAUGGGGUGGUGGUGCCUUAUGGCUGGGAAUCUUCCUGAUCCCUCCAUUGAACUGGGCCUUCUCCAAAAGCCCAUCCUGUCUGGGAGCUUCACAGCCCAGCAAGGGGAAUCUUCCCAGUGGGGUGGAUUCAGGCCCUUGCUACUAGGAUUCAGGGGAUGGCCCCAUAUGGGAAACUUGCUGGAGUCUUUCAGGUCCUUCCAAACUCGCAGCAGCUCCCCCACUUCAGUAUACGCAGACAUUGCUGAUGGUAGCUCAGGGCCGGUAUGUUCCUCCCCACUUUGGGAUCUCUUUCUAACCCUAUAUAAUCUGCAGCGGAGGAAGGGAGGGGAGGGGGGAACAACCUCACUGCUGAUUAGGUGUUUCUAUUGCAGGAUUUUUUUUCUCAAGGCCCUGGCACAGUUAUCAGUAACACAUUUUGUUUAAAGCUAUUUGUAUUAUUUUAUUUUUUUUAAAAUAGCUCUAGCUAUAAUUAGUAACCAGCAGGAGAUGGGUUUCCAUUGGGCUUGAAGCACUUUAGGCAGAACCAGAGACUACAUUUGGAUGAGCUUAUUCACGGUGCGUGCACAUGCACGUGCUUCUUGCCAUCCAUUUCACUUAAUAGAAAGGAUCCCUUUAAUUUCAUGGGUUAGAAAAGGAUCGGUGCAAGGAUCGAACGCCUCCCCUUCUCGCAGGGCUUGAAAGCAGUGGAGUUGCAGGAUGGGCAGGGGCAGUCACAGCUGAAAGUCCAAUGCCGCUUUGGAAAACACUGUGCCGGUUGCCUGAAAAGGAUGGGGAGCCAUGCGCACUUCAUCUCAAAAACUCCUUCCAGCCCCAUGAGAGGCCUGGGGGGAAGAGCUGAGUGUCUCCAUCGCUCCUUAAAAAGAUGCCGGCCGGGGGCCUGGGCUCUCCCUUGAAGCAACUCCUUUGGUUACUUCUUAAGAAGUCUUUGGGUGGCCAAGGAGUUCGGAUCCCGCGACACGAGGCAGGAGGUACGUCGUGAUCCCACCGAAGGGCAUUCUGUUUUUUCCUAGUCUGUAUAUUUUUGUAGUGACGUUUCUAUUUAAGAGCCCAAUAAACGCAGUAUUUUUAAAGCUAUGCGGUGCGGCGGCGUGUUUGAAGGAGAUGUCCCAGUUCACCCUAAAAGGUCGCGCGAGAGGCUACAGUCUCCAGGUGCCGUUCGCGAGGGCGGGCGAAAUCAUCUCGACGUCCCGUGUGGUGCGAAAUCCCACGAGCCUCCGAUUGGAGGGUAUUAUGAGCCAGUUAAUCAUUACAAGUAGGACUAACGAUUGAUAACCCUAAUGAACGUGCUGGGUAGAUAUCAAAGUACUUCACUCAGCAGCCGCUAUCGGCGUUUCCUCUUAUAGGCGGGGAAACCGAGGCACAGAGCGGCCCUGCAAGGGCUCCCCCUGCAAGCCAGGGCUAUACCUGGGAAUUGCGCUAGGUUUGAAACCGGCUGCUCUGCCCCUGGGCAAGUCUCGUCCUUUUUCUAGGCCUCAGUUUGUUCACCUGCAAAAUGGGUGCUGUGCUAGUUAUUGGCAGUAAGCCUAGGCCCUGUUGUUGUUAUUACCAGCGUGUCCCACAAGGCGUUAACGUCAGCAGCAGCUCAGACCCCUUCGCAAG